AUGGACGAGAAACAACCUCUGUUGAAAUCAGCAUCUAAGUUGUCUCAUAAUGAUGAUGGUGAUAAAAAGAUCAAAGAAGCGGAAAAUAACAGUUUUGUAGAGUGGUGUCAAUCUUUUAAUGGAGGGAAGAAUAAUGAUAACUAUAAAAAGUUAAAUGACAAAGUCAAAAAUGAACAUGAAGAUCAUCAUGUUAGCAUCAUGCAGAUGUUUCGACAUAGUGAUGGUAUCUCAAUCCUACUUAUGAUAAUCUGUGCUGUUUUUGUUUUAUUAAAUGUGAUUUGUAUUCUGGGUACUUCGGUUCUUUUUGCUAUAGCCACUGGAGUUUUUGUUACUGAGUCAUUUAAUACUAACUGGGCUGACCGACUUCAAAAUUUAACAAUCUUAGCCAGCAAUUAUAAUAGUAUUUGUCCUCCUGUAACUCGACCAGAUUCAUUAAAUUAUGAUCAAUUAUAUACAUUUUAUCAAUUUCAUAAUACGACUAUUACACCUACAAAACUUUUAGUGGUAUCUUCGCUUCGACAAAAACUGAUGCCCAUAGUUCACUGGUUGCUAGUCACUACAAUAGUUACGUUUUUAUCUGUGUCACUGCAAUAUUUCAUUUGGUCAAUAGCUAUAAAGCGGCAAACUACUCGCAUGAACAUUUUACUAUUUAAAUCACUUCUUCAACGUAAUAUACCGUAUUUUGAUGAAAAUCGAAGGAGUCAGUUUAAUACAAAACUAUUCCAAAAUAUUAAAACAAUUCAGAAAGGAAUUGGUUAUGAUUUCUUGAUAAUGAUUGUAACACUGCUCAAUAUCCCUUGCGGUGUGGUUAUAUGUCUCAGUAUCAAUUGGAAACUAUCAUCGAUUUUACUCUUUACUAUUCCUGUUAUUGUUGGCAGUUCUUUGAUAACUUCCAAACUUGUCUCUAAUGAAACUGAAAUCGAAUUACAAACAUAUUCAACAGCUGAGCAUAUUGUUCAAGAAGUAAUAAAUUCAGUGCGAACUGUUUUCUCACUCAAUGGGGCGAAAUUUGAACAACAACGAUAUGAGAACGAAUUAGAUCCAAAUCGUUGGAGUAGCACUCGAAAGGGUGCUAUAUUUGGUAUAUUUACCGGCGUCUUAUCUCUGGGAACUUACAUAGUUUAUGCAAUUGGUUUUAUCUUUGGUUCUUUACUUAUAUUAUAUGGAAGAAAUGAAUUGAAUAUUGCUGACAAUAUUAAGAUUGUUAUCUUGUUUGCACAGUGUAUAACAUAUUUUACUUCAGUUGGUGUAUGCUUUCAGUCAGUAACAGAAGGCCAAGGUGCUGCUGUAUCUGUAUUUCAAUUGAUUGAUGAAGAACGCGAAGAAAAUGUAAAUGAGAAAGGUGUAUUAGAAGAAAAUCUCUUAGAUGAAGAUUCAGUUCCUAAUUUUAUUGGUGACAUUCAAUUCAAGAAUAUUAAUUUGGUAUAUCCAUCUCGAACAGAUAUCACAGCGUUGCAUAAUCUUAGUCUUACUGCACGUGCGAAUCGAACGACGGCUCUUGUCGGUUCAAGUGGCUCAGGAAAAAGUUCAUGUAUGUCCCUCCUUCUUCGAUUCUAUGAACCAUCAUCCGGUGAAAUUACGAUCAAUGAUCGAUCAAUCACAAAUUACAAAAUUAAUCAAGUCCGAGAAAAUAUCGGAAUUGUUGAUCAAGAAGCUACUUUGUUUGGCAUGACGAUUUAUGAAAAUAUUCGUCUUGGUAAAUUAAAUGCAACACGUAAAGAAAUAGAAGAAGCAGCAAAACAAGCCAAUGCACACCAUUUCAUUAUGAAACUAUCGAAUAAAUAUGACACCCUUGUUGGUGAACAUGGUAUUCAAUUGAGUGGUGGCGAAAGACAAUGUAUUGCAUUGGCACGUGCUCUUGUCAAACAACCUUCAAUACUUUUAUUAGACGAAGCAACAAGUGCACUUGAUACUGUUAGUGAAAAAAUUGUUCAAGAAGCUCUUGAUCGAGCACGCAAAAAUCGGACAACUAUUAUUAUUGCUCAUCGCUUGACAACAAUUCAAAAUGCUGAUAAAAUAUAUGUAUUAGACAAAGGACGUGUGAUUGAAGAAGGAACUCAUGAAACAUUGAUGAAAAAAGAAGGAACAUAUCAAAGAACGGUUAAAAAACAGCAAAUUCAAAGGUUGACAGACAAUGAUAAUAAUAAAGAUAAUAAUUUAAUUAUGAGUGGAGCUACGGAAGAAGAUCAAAAGCAAAGGACCGAAUAUCAUCGCUUGUUGAGUGAAAGUGAACUUGUGAACAUGGACAAAGACAAUUUCGUAUCGGCAAAAAGACAAUUCGUUUUUUUACGCUUAUUAGCAAUGAAUAAAUCAGAAUGGGCAACUAUUUUAGUGGGAUGCGUAUUCAGUUUACUUAGUGGAUUGUGUGAACCAUUAUACGCAAUUUUAUUAACUAAGAUAAUUAAAUCAUUCAAUAGUUGUGAUCCCUUGCAAAACUUUCAUCAAAUAUUAAUAUCAAGCUCCAUUUUUCUACUUUUGGGCAUUGCUCUAUUGAUUAUUCGUUUCUUUCAAUUUACAGCUUUUGCUAUAUCAGGAUCGAAAUUAACACAACGCAUUCGCGCAAAAGCUUUUGCUUGUCUUCUUCGUCAAGAAGUUGCAUAUUUUGAUCGGCCCGAGAAUAGUUGUGGUGCUAUAUCUACUCGUCUUUCUUCGAAAGCCGCCGCCAUUCAAGAUAUGAGUGGUGUGAGAUUAGGUGUUAUUUGUGAGGCUGUUGCCAUUGUUGGCUUCGGUCUUUUAUUUGGCCUCUUCUUCAGCUGGCAAUUGACACUUAUCGCAUUUUUCCUAAUGAUUCUAGUCACCAGUAUCACUUUUUUAUUUAUAUAUCUUCAAGUUGUAUUGGAAAAUAGAUACGACGCUAUCAUAGAACAAGCAAGCACACUCGCCGUUGAGACACUUCAGAAUAUCCGUACAGUAAAACAGUUGUGUGUAGAAAAGGAAAUUUUACGACAAUACUCCGCUAUGAUUCGUAAAGCAUCACUAAUGUCUUAUAAAUUUGAAUUCCUCGUCGGGAUAGUAACUGGUAUACACUGGGCAGCAGCCCCAUUAAUGCUAUUACUUAUAUAUUGGUUAUCUAUUAUACUUAUUGAAAAUAACAAAUUAAAUCAACAUCAUGUUAUAAUGGUCGUUGCGUUUACCAUGUUCAUGACAGAGUCAUUAGUAAUUGUCGGAACCCUUUCUAGCCGUAUUGGUUCAUCAAUAUCAGCUGCUCAAGAUUUUUUUGACUUAUUUGACCGCACACCAUGUAUUGAUAAUGCAUCAAGCGAAGGACAACAAUUAGAAACUUUUCGAGGAGAAAUACAAUUCGAACAAGUGAAGUUUGCAUAUCCAACUCGACCAACAGCUCUUAUUUUGAAUAAAUUUCAGUUAACUAUCAAACCAGGUCAACGUGUUGCUCUUGUUGGGACAUACGGAUGUGGGAAAACAACGAUUAUUCAAUUGUUAGAACGUUUUUAUGAUGUAACACACGGUCAACUACUUAUUGAUGGCGUUGAUAUUCGAAAAUUAAAUCUUCAAUGGAUUCGUUCUCAUUUCGGUCUUGUUAGUCAACAGCCAAUUUUAUUUGAUUUAACAAUUGCCGAAAAUAUAACGUACGGAUUAGAAAAUAUUCCAAUGGAUGACAUUAUUAAUGCCGCAAAAAAAGCGAACAUUCAUGAAUUCAUUCAGCAAUUACCACAAGGUUAUAAUACAAAUGUAGGAAACAAAGGUUGCCUUUUAUCAGGUGGUGAAAAGCAACGUAUCAGUAUUGCUCGAGCUCUUCUUCGUCAACCCAAAGUCUUAUUAUUCGAUGAGCCAACAAGUGCGAUGGACUCACAUAAUGAACAAGUUAUACAAGAAACCCUUGAAGAAGUUCAAGUAGAAGAUCCUACAAGAACAUCGAUUAUUGUUGCCCAUCGUCUAUCAACUAUUCGCUCCUGUGACUUUAUUUGUGUACUUGACAAGGGUCAUAUUGUAGAAAUUGGUACGCAUAAAGAAUUAAUACAACAGUGCGGAAAUUAUUAUCAAAUGUUCACUACGCAACAUAACUUCUAA
This is a messenger RNA of Adineta ricciae, 4029 nucleotides long. Lineage: Eukaryota; Metazoa; Rotifera; Eurotatoria; Adinetida; Adinetidae. The record is from the annotation of a GenBank genome assembly.